Messenger RNA from Oppiella nova, 447 nucleotides. NCBI's taxonomy places the organism in Eukaryota, Metazoa, Arthropoda, Arachnida, Sarcoptiformes, Oppiidae. The record is from the annotation of a GenBank genome assembly.
AUGGGUGCCAGUGGUUCGGGCAAAACAACUCUAUUGAAUGCAUUGACGGCAAGGAAUUUAUCACAACUGUCCGUCAAUGGGAAGGUAUUACUGAACGGACAGGUAGUCAGUCAACAGAAUGUGGCCUCCAUCUCCUCGUAUAUACAACAGCAAGACUUACAUCACCAGUUGCUCACAGUUAGGGAACACCUAUUAUUUCAGGUUUCAGCUAUAUUGAUGGGACUAGUAUUCUGGGGACAGGGAAGUCAGCUUAAUGUCAACAAUAUCAAUGGGGCACUAAACCUAAUGGCCCAGCUCAACUCACUCUGCCUGGCAUCGGUGGCAAUCACUGUAUUUUUCUCGGAGGCACCGAUUGUAAGCCGGGAACACCAGAACUAUACAUACGCCGUGUUGCCAUACUUUUUGGCUAUAGUUUCACUUCAAGUGACGCUAAUAGGUUUCUGCUAG